Messenger RNA from Closterium sp. Naga37s-1, 590 nucleotides. The record is from the annotation of a GenBank genome assembly. Lineage: Eukaryota; Viridiplantae; Streptophyta; Zygnematophyceae; Desmidiales; Closteriaceae.
AUGAUGCGAUGGGUGGAGCACGCCUCCACCAUGGCCUCGGGCGACCCGCCUUCCGCUAGAAGGUGCUGCCGCUCUCGCCCCGCCGCUCUCGCCCCGCCGCUCUCACAAAGCCGCUCUCGCCCCGCCGCUCUCGCAAAGCCGUUCUCGCCCCGCAGCCCUACCCCUUCGGCCUCCGGGCACGUGGCGGUGCUGGUGAAGCGGUGCAAGCUGGUGCUGUUCGGUGGGCUGCGGGACAAGGACUUCCUGGACGAUGUCAUCGUGCUCGACACAGUGACGAACGAGUGGACUCGCCCCGUGCAGGCGGGGCACGGCGACCAAGCAGGCAAGGGCGGCACAGCGGAGGAGGCAGCUGGGCAGGGAGAUGGUGCCGGUGGGGGGGUAGGAGAGGGGGGGGAAGGGGAGGAGCUGAGGGGAGGUGAGGAAGAGUGGGAGGGCGGGGUGCGGCCGUGUGCACGGGCGUUCCAUGCAGCUGCUGCCAUCGAGGGCGGCAACAUGUUUGUGUUCGGUGGUCGCUCAGGCAAGAAGAGGUGCGCUCUCACCUCCGCGCUUUGCAGAGUGGCGACUGUUUGUGAUUCACAGGUGGUGGUGUG